AUGGACGUGUGUCUAAUUGCUUGCAACGUCAUGAGAGCAAUUAUAAUUGCAUCUCUUCUGGCCCUGGCCUUUGCCGCCACCCCAGCUUACGAGCAGAACUUCACCCCGAAAACUGAAUAUCACUACAAGUUUGAUGGACUUAUUCUAUCUGGACUACCAACCGCUUCUUCGGAUAUGGCCCAAACUCGGGUGUCAUGCCGUGCCCGCAUCCAGAUGGUCGAUGAUCUCUAUGUGCACCUUCAAUUAAUCAACAUUCGCUUUGCUGGAUCACAUCUUCCAGAAACCGAGCAGAUGCCAUCUCUUAACUCAUUGGAGCAGCGUGAGCUCUCCGCUGAACACAAGGAGAUUCUCGAGCUUCCAGUUCGAUCCAAGCUCAGAAACGGACUUGUUUCGGAACUCCACUUUGCCGAUGCUGAUGAAGAAUGGUCGAAGAACUUGAAAAGAGCUGUGCUCAACAUGAUCUCUUUCCACCAAGGACUUCCACAGGACGACUCCUACGAAAAUGAAGUCAAGCAAAACAGCGAGAAGUACUUUGUUAUCAACGAGAAGACUCUCGAAGGAGAUUGCUCAGUUGCCUACACCAUCGAUCAAGACAACAAGAAAACCGUCAUCACAAAGUCCAUCGACUUCAAUAAGUGCAUCAUGCGUCCUGAAUCAGUUUACGGCUACAGAUUCAUCUCAGAGUGCCCAGAAUGUUUGAAGAACUCCGAAAUUUUGAAGCCACAAACCGUGUACACUUACACUUUGGAGAAUGGACGUCUCGUUGAGACGUACGUUCACUCUGUCUACUCUUUGAACGUUAACGGAAAUGAAAUCAUGAAGACUGAAACUCGCUCUAAGCUCACCUAUGAGGAGGAACACAAGAUCAACAAUGAAAUCAAGAAGAUGAUUGGAGAGAAGGAAGAAAUCUUCUACUCGACGAAGUGGGAGGAAAUGCUCGAAAACUUCUACAAGAACGGAGACAAGAUCGAAAACAAGCCUUUUGAGAAGUUCCCAACCGACCGCAAAAUUCGUGCCAUCAGAAUGAUCACUGAGCAUAUGCAAGAGUAUGAGAACAAUAUGCCAGAGACUGCUCAUCAAAUGGCUCGACUCGUUCGUGUUCUCCGCACCACCAGCCUCGAAGAACUGUCCCAGGUCCACAACAUUAUUUACAAGAAGGCUGAUCAAAAGAUCAAGAACAUCAUUGAGCACGCCCUCUCUGUUGCGGGAACCAAGAACACCAUCCAUCACUUGAUUCACCACAUCGAGAAGGAGGAUAUCACUCCAAUCAAGGCCGUUCAAAUUCUGAAGUCCAUCCAGGAGACACCAUUCCCAUCCGAGCAGAUUGCUGAUCUUCUUGUCGAGCUCGCCAAGUCGCAAGUCGCCAGGAAAAAUGAGCUCAUACGUCAAUCCGCCUGGCUCGCCGCUGGAUCCGUUGUCCGUGGAGCCACAUCGAAGACUGCUGAUGUUCACUUCAUUCGUGAGGACACCCGUGAAAUCAAGGAGAAAUUCUUGACUGUCUUCCUCAAUCAAUACAAAAUUGCCGAUUCGACCUAUGACAAAAUCUUAGCUCUCAAGACUCUUGGAAACGCUGGAAUCGAUCUUUCCAUAAACGAGAUUGUGAAGAUCGCCCUCUCACGCCGUGUACCACUUGUUGUUCGCAGAGAAGCUCUUGAAUCUCUUCGUCUUCUCAAGGACAUCAUGCCACGCAAAAUCCAGAAGGUUCUUCUUCCAAUCUACAAGAACCGUCAAUUGGAGCCAGAACUCCGCAUGUCCGCUCUCUGGAGACUCAUGUCAACACAUCCUGAAGAGUCAGUCCUCGUUCAAGUUGCUUCGCAAAUGCAGAAGGAGUCCAACCAACAAGUCGCCACUUUUACCUACUACUUGCUUCGCCAGUUUGCCCAAUCGGUCAACCCAUGUCACAAGCGUCUUGCAGCUGAUUCUUCCCGCGUCCUCUCAUUCGUUCGCUACCAGCCUUCAGAAGACAUUCUCUCGAUCUAUUCCCAACUCCCCCUUUUCCAUGAACAACUUCUUUCGGGAGCUCAAUUUGACUUUACCGCCAUUUUCGGAAAGAACUCGUUCUUGCCAAAGGAACUCCACACUACCCUCGAGUCGGUCUUCGGAGGAAACUGGAACAAGUACUUCGCUCAAAUCGGAUUCUCUCAGGAGUAUUUCGAUCAAGUUGUCGUGAAGAUCAUCGACAAAUUGGAGAAAUACAACAUCAAGGAAAGUACCAUCGUCCGCGGACGCCGUGUCCAAACCGGAAUCAAAAUGCUCAAGGAUCUUGCUAAGAAGUUGAACAUCCGCGCUCGCCUUGACUCGCGCCAAGAGAAGAACGGUUACGCAAUGGCUUACCUUCGCUACAAGGAUAUGGAUUACGUUGUUCUCCCAGUUGACAACGAAAUGUUUGAUAAACUUAUCAGCAAGUACCUUGAUGAUGGAAGACUCGACGUCCAAGAAAUCAGACGCAUUCUCAACAAGGAAUCGGAAUUCGAAGCUCAUCAUGCCGCAUUCUUCUACGAGACCAUUCGCCGUAUUCCAUCUACCAUUGGAUUCCCAAUCUAUUUCACUGGAAAGAUCCCAACCGUCACCUCAAUUGAAGGAAAGUUCUCUGUCGAACUUCGUGAACGUGAGGCUCUGUUCACAAUUGAAGUCCGUCCAUCGAUUUCUGCCACCAACAUUUAUCAAAUGAACGUCCUCGUGCCAGUCUUUGAGAACGGAGUCAAGACUCUCCAGUCUCUUCGUGCCUUCACCCCAAUCAAGUUGGAAACCACUGUUUCUCUAAAGAACAAGCUUGAAAUUGACUACAAGGUUAUCGUCCCAGAAAACCAGAAGUCCGUGAUCGCAAUAACCAACAGACCAGUUGUCUUCCUUCGCUUCCCAGCAUUCUCGAUUAUUGAAAAUGUUGAGACCGAAGAGAGAACCGUUCCUGUUCCACAAUGGCGUCAGAAGACCCAAGAGCUCGAGAAGACCUACAACUUCUAUGGAUUGGAAUUCACUACCCGCGGAAAUAUCUUGAGACAAUGGAACCUUGAAAACUUCCUUUUGGUCGAACAAGACUUUGAAUUCAUCAUCGAGAACAAGAAACGUCCAGUUGAAUUCUCCGCCCGUCUUGCCAUUGAGAUGCCACAACAAGCUGAUCUUUCCGAGAUCAAGUUUGACAACGUUUUCGACAAUGAAUUAGAGCUCGAGGACAGCGAAACUGAGAAGAGACGCGACUAUUUCGAUCAGAUGAUCCGCAAGAUCAAAAACGAGAACGGAUACAAGCAGCGCAUUUCACUCAAUCUUCAAGCUCCACGCGACUUGUAUUGGAACACAGCAGUGGUCACUGUCUGCGACAAAUAUGUCCGUGUCUGCAAGUUCCAACUCGACACUCAACGCUCUCCAGUUUUCGACGAGUCGAAGGAAUGGACUUUGAACAGUGUUCUCCUUGCUGCCCGCCCAGAAAUGCCAUCAUCCCUUCGCCAGCUCCGGGAGCAACCACAUCGUGAAGUUCAGUUCCUUCUCAAGACCAAGUGGGGAUCCAACUUGAAAAACGAAGUUACCGUCAAGGCUCAACUUCAACAAUCCAAGGAACAGAAGAACUAUCUUCGUAAUGCUGAAAGACAAUAUAACGGAAUCCCAGAAUAUGAACUUCUCAUCAAGGCUGCCCGUCUCAACCAGGUCAAAGCUGUUGCCGAAUACAAACUCUCAAGAGAUGCCGAGAGAACCUUUACCCGUCUUUUUGACAUUCUCAAGGCCUACAACUUCUGGACUGUCUCUGAAUUGCCAAAAGAGAACGAGGACAACCGCAUUUUUGUUCAACUCACUGUUGAGCCAUACACUCGCCAAUACGUCAACUUGACCGUUCAAUCGCCCGAGCAGACCGUUGAAUUAAGAAACAUGCGUGUUCCACGGCUUUCUCUUCCAUCCAUCGCUCAGCACUCUCUUCGCUAUCAACUUAACAAGAAGAUUUCCAGCACCUGCAAAGUUCAAGAAAAGGAAGUCAUGACUUUUGACAGAUUGACCUACCGUGCUCCACUCACCACUUGCUACUCAGUUAUUGCCAAGGACUGCUCUGAGGAACCAAGAUUUGCUGUUUUGGCCAAGAAGUUGAACAAAAAUACUAAGAAAUUGGCCCUCCAGAUAAUCCGUAACGAGCAAGAAAUUCUUCUUGAAUUGCGCAAUGAGGAAAUGCUUGUCAAAAUUGACAACAUGAAAAUCCCAACUACCGAGCUCGAGCAAUUCGACAUCGAAGUUCAUGGGAACAAACUUGUCGUUGUGCAACUCCCCGAAGGAGAGGUUCACUUUGACGGAUUCACUGUCAAGACCCACUUGCCGGCUGUCUCUCGCAAAAACUUGAUCUGCGGACUUUGCGGAAACAAUGAUGACGAGACCACCAAUGAAUUCCGUACUGCUGAAGACAUUGAAACUGAAGACAUCGAGGAAUUCCAUCGUUCGUAUCUUCUCAAGAACGACCAAUGCGAAAUUGAAGAGGAUCGUCUUUCGGAGAAGAAGAACUACAAAAAAUACGAGGAUAGCGAGGACGAAUCAUAUGAUGAUGAAGAUUACGAGAACUACAGAAGCGACAGACGUCAUGAUCUUCAGAAGUCUGCCCUACGCGAGAAGACUUAUGUGAAGGAGUUCUCACACCGUGUGUGCUUCUCCCUUGAACCAGUUGUUGAGUGUGAUCGUCAAUACGAAGCUAAGCAAACCCUCGUCAAGAAGAUUCGCUUCACUUGUAUGCCACGUCACGAAAUCGAAACCCGCCGCUACAUGAAGGAAGCUCGCACACAGAUCCUCAGUUUGGAUGACUUCCCAGUCUCUUACAUUGAGGCUAUUGAAAUGCCAACCGCAUGUGUUGCUUAUUGA
Messenger RNA from Caenorhabditis bovis, 4830 nucleotides. The record is from the annotation of a GenBank genome assembly. Lineage: Eukaryota; Metazoa; Nematoda; Chromadorea; Rhabditida; Rhabditidae.